Molecule: messenger RNA, 1793 nt
Organism: Daktulosphaira vitifoliae (grape phylloxera)
Lineage: Eukaryota; Metazoa; Arthropoda; Insecta; Hemiptera; Phylloxeridae
Gene: TyrRS
Product: tyrosine--tRNA ligase, cytoplasmic
Exons: 11
Coding region: 137-1729 (530 amino acids)
Biological process (GO): tyrosyl-tRNA aminoacylation
Molecular function (GO): tRNA binding; tyrosine-tRNA ligase activity; ATP binding
Source: RefSeq, a predicted model, not a curated record
UAGAUAUACUUUUUUUAUAAAUAGGUUUGACAAAUAACCGUUAUCAUUUACCAGCAUGUCAGUGAUAAUAUAGUCUUUAUCACAAUUCGUGGUUGAAGACGUUGCAAAUUGGAAAUUUGGUGUUUAUGUACAAAGCAUGACUAUGUCUUUAACUGAAAAAAAAAAUUUGAUUGUUCGCAAUCUUCAAGAAGUACUAGGAGAUGAGAAAAUCGAUGCAAUUCUUAAAGAAAGAGAUCUUAAAAUAUAUUGGGGUACUGCUACAACAGGAAGACCACAUAUUGCAUAUUUUGUUCCUAUAUCCAAAAUUGCAGAUUAUUUGAAAGCUGGAUGUGAAGUUAAAAUUUUAUUUGCUGACUUGCAUGCAUAUUUGGAUAACAUGAAAGCUCCAUGGGAACUUCUAGAACUCAGGGUGCAAUAUUAUGAACACUCAAUUAAAGCUAUGUUAACUUCAAUAGGUGUUCCUUUAGAUAAGUUAAAAUUUGUGCGUGGUACAGAAUAUCAGCUUUCCAAAGAAUAUACAAUGGAUGUAUAUCGUUUAAGUUCUUGUAUUACUGAACAUGACGCUAAAAAAGCUGGUGCUGAAGUUGUAAAACAAGUAGAAAAUCCACUGUUGUCAGGAUUGCUGUAUCCAGGGUUGCAAGCUUUAGAUGAGGAAUACCUGAAAGUCGAUGCACAAUUUGGCGGAGUUGAUCAACGUAAAAUAUUUACUUUGUCAGAAAAAUACUUACCUCAAAUGGGAUAUACUAAAAGAAUACAUCUUAUGAAUCCGAUGGUUCCUGGUUUAGCUGGUGGUAAAAUGUCAUCAUCAGAAGAAGAUAGUAAAAUAGAUCUUCUUGAUACUCCAGCAACUGUAAAAAAAAAGCUAAAAAAAGCCUUUUGUGAACCAGGAAAUGUGGCUGAUAAUGGACUUUUAGCAUUUGCUAAACAUGUGAUAUUUGGUCUUUUCAAACCUGAUGAAAAAUUUAAAGUAUCAAGAAACGAAUCUAAUGGUGGUGAUUUGAAUUUUGGAACCUAUGAAGAACUUGAAUUGUGUUUUGCUGAACAAAAGUUGCAUCCAGCUGAUUUAAAAUCUUCUAUUGAAUUUUACAUUAACAGAUUACUUGAUCCAAUCCGAAAAAUAUUUGAAAAACCAGAACUUCAGCAACUUGUUACAAAAGCUUAUCCACCUCCUGUAAAAGCUACAAAAGUUUCUCAAAAAAAUGGGAUCAAUCAAGAAACUGAUGAGGUGUUACCCUCUCGAUUAGAUAUACGUGUUGGUAAAAUAAUUGAAAUAUCUUUACAUCCAGAUGCUGAUUCAUUGUACGUUGAAAAAAUUGAUAUAGGUGAACAAGAACCACGUACUAUAGUUAGUGGUUUAGUCAAGUUUGUUUCAAUUGAAGAAAUGAAAAAUAGAAACGUUGUUGUAUUGUGUAAUUUAAAACCAGCAAAAAUGAGAGGUGUGGAAUCUUGUGGAAUGGUUCUUUGUGCUACUAACGAGCUAGAUGGAGUAAAAUUUGUUGAACCCUUGGAACCAUCAGAAGAUAGUAAACCGGGUGAUAGAGUAAUAAUUGAAAGUUAUGAACAGGGUGAACCUGAUAAGAUAUUAAACCCUAAAAAGAAAAUUUGGGAAAAAUUACAGGUUGAUUUAAAAAUGUCUGACAAUUGUGAAGCACAAUGGCAGUCAAAUUACUUAAUUACAAAGUAUGGUAAAAUAAAAUGUAAAUCAUUAAAAGGAGCACAUAUUUCUUGAUGUAUUAAUUUUUGUAAAUUUAAAAUUAUUUUAUUUCCAAUAUAAAAUUUAACAAAAAAAAUUA